AUGGAGAGAAUCGAUGUGCACGCCCACUGCGUGCCACCCUCGUAUCGCGAGUAUUGCCUACAAAGCGAAUUUGCAGGCAAAGGCCACCCAGAUGGAAUGCCCGCAAUCCCAGUGAGUCCCUCUGAACCUGAUCAGCACAUCUGUACUAAACAAAAUAUCCAGGAAUGGAGCGCCGAAGCACACAUCAACCUAAUGACCCAGCUAAAAAUCCAGAAAUCAGUGCUAAGCAUGUCAUCUCCAGCAACCCAUCUAACCCCGGGCGACAACGUAGAAGGCAGAGCCGUAACCCGCCGCGCCAACAUCGACAUGUCCAAAAUCUGCGCCGAUCACCCAACCCACUUCCUCUUCUUCGCCUCCCUCCCCCUCCCAGACGUCGAAGGCUCCCUUGCAGAAAUAGACUAUGCACUAGACCAGCUUGGCGCAGUGGGAUUUCAGAUCCUGACCAAUUCCCACGGGAUCUACCCGGGCGAUCAGCGCCUUGCACGCGUUUUUGACAAAUUGAGUGAGCGAAAGACCAUUGCCUUCUUUCAUCCGACUACGUGUCUUAUCCGACACGAUGACUCCGUUGAAAAGGUGAUACCGCUCCCUGGUGUUCCUGCGCCUAUUAUGGAAUUUAUGUUCGAUUCGACACGGGCGUUGAUGAGUUUGAUUACUUCUGGGACUGUGGAGCGAUGUCCUGGAAUUAACUUUGUGGUUUGUCAUUGUGGUGCUGCUUUUCCUCCGAUUAUGGAGAGGAUCGCGGCGUUUUCAUCUAUGAUUCCGGGUUCGGGGGAUGGGAUCAGCGCGGAGAAGAUCAAGCAGCUGUUGCAGACGCGUUUCUAUUUUGAUCUUGCGGGUGUGCCAUUUCCGGAUCAGAUUCAUGGUCUUUUACGACUGGUUGAUUCGUCUAGAUUGGUGUAUGGGACUGAUUAUCCCUAUACCCCUGCAGCGCUGGCUGAGUCUCUGGCUAAGAGAGCGGACGAUGGGCUGCGAAGUCUACUUGGGUUGGAAAAAACGAAACAAAUCUUGUUGGACAAUGCGCAGGAUCUUCUUGGGGCAACUCGUGGAUAG
Molecule: messenger RNA, 1050 nt
Organism: Penicillium robsamsonii
Lineage: Eukaryota; Fungi; Ascomycota; Eurotiomycetes; Eurotiales; Aspergillaceae
Product: amidohydrolase family protein
Exons: 1
Coding region: 1-1050 (349 amino acids)
Biological process (GO): secondary metabolic process
Cellular component (GO): cytosol; cytoplasm
Molecular function (GO): carboxy-lyase activity; hydrolase activity
Source: RefSeq, a predicted model, not a curated record